AUGUGGCGCGAUCAGCCAAACAUCUUUCGUCCGCGACACGCUGGCAGCGCCUUCUACCUGCCGCCAGGCAACACUAGCAGCAGCAGCAGCGCCGGCGACCGCGGUGGCUCGGUGCCGUCGGCACCUAAGGAGUUUUCCCCUCCCGCUGUUAUUCGCCACGUCUCACAGGAGCGACAGGACCCCGUUGAGGUGGCGACGGAGCCAAUGAGGGAGAAACUGCUCGUUCGCUACCGAGUUGAGAACGAGAGACUGCGGGAUCAGGUGAAGGCCCAUGCCAUUCACGAAGCGCUUCUCGAGCAUCGCCUGCAAGAGUUGAGCGCAAGGACCACCGCCCUUCACCUGCGGGAGAUGCGCAGCAAGGACAAUGAUGCCGUGGUGGAGGGGCUGCGGAAGCAGCUGGAGGACCGCGAGCACGAGGUGCGCUCGCUGCAGCUUCAACUGGGGGAGCAGGCAGGCCGCAUCGCGGCGUUCGAGGCGGCACUCGCGCGACCCUUGCGUGGCACGGCAGAAACAACAACAGCAAGAACGGCGGCGGUUGAAGGGGAGGAAGCUGCACUGACGUCAUCGACAUCACGAUGCACCCACGAGCUUCUCUGCCAGGCGCUGAGCAGCGUGGGCUUUCUAACGCGCGUGUUCAACGCGGUCGAACACUGCCACGCCACGCCGCACGAAAGCCUCGAGUGCCCACGCCCGCUGCAGGAGUGCACCACGCGGUGCCUGCAGGCUGCCAUGCGUGGCAACCAAGAGACGGCCGGCGAGGUGUUGAGCCGCGGGUACCGCACGUCGUGUGAGGAGUUGGCGCUCGCCCUCCGUGAGGAGGUGCUGUUUUGCGAAACAGCAGCGGUGCGAAUGGCGGCACGGCUGCUUGCUGAGCGCGCGCCACUCGUCAGUGCAGGCGAGUCGCCUCGGGAAACCAAGUCACCGCCCGCUGUUGCUGCUGCGACACCCACGAACGAACAACAACAACAACAAGAACAACAACAGCAGAAGCCGAAAGAGAAUAACCAAAACUGCACUGUGCAGCAAGCGCAGGUGGUGUCGGCUGCUCCACGCGCCACGCGGAGACCCGCAGCGCCGCGACCGACCACUGAAGACUGCGAGGUGCAGUGA
Molecule: messenger RNA, 1110 nt
Organism: Trypanosoma grayi
Lineage: Eukaryota; Euglenozoa; Kinetoplastea; Trypanosomatida; Trypanosomatidae
Exons: 1
Coding region: 1-1110 (369 amino acids)
Source: RefSeq, a predicted model, not a curated record